AUGCUAUGUCUCAUCUUGAGAUUGGUUCUCUUCUAUGUCAAUCUAGUACAUUGUCAGCUACCAAACAUUCACGAAAAUGUGCAAAUUGACUAUAAACCGGUCACCAUAUGUGAGGAGACACCUGGCGUGGAAUCCUUUUCGGGCUACAUCCGUUUGCCCCCAGCCACGUUAGAGGGAGUCGGACUAGACCAGUCCUACCCGAUAAAUAUCCAUUUCUGGUACUUCCAAAAUCGCGAAAGAAAAGAAAAUGCACCCUUGACAGUUAGUCUAGGAGGUGGCCCAGGAGCCUCAACCUUGAUGCAACUGUUUAGGGAACACGGUCCGUGCAAAGCCAACGCAGACAGCAGUACUACGCGCCUGAACCAGUGGUCAUGGAGUUCGGGGUCUGAUAUGCUGUAUCUUGAUCAGUCUGUCCAGACGGGGUUUAGUUAUGAUAUCCUCGAGGAGGGAACGCAAAGCGCCUUUGGAGAAGUGUUGCUGGAUGUGGGCCCACAAAGUGCUAAGAGCCCAACACCAGGCUCCCGCCGAGGCUUCUUCAGCAGCAACGACCCAAAACAAACUGCCAAUAGUACCCAAAGUGUGACACAGAGCACAUGGCUCUACCUGCAGAUUUGGUUAGCAAAAUUUGAUCGACGUCAGUCUUCCAACCCGACGAUCAAUAUCUGGUCGGCCUCCUACGGGGGCCAUUAUGCACCAAGUUUAGUCAAAUUUGCGCUAGAGCAGAACGAACGACUCAAAUCUGGAGCUCUAAGUUCAGAUCUGUAUCGGAAGAUGCACAUCGGAUCGGUGGGAUUAACCAACGCCUGCAUCGAUGUCCCUGUCCAAUUGCCACAGUAUGCAGAGAUGGCACGAACAAACACAUACAAUAUAUCUCUGAUUUCCCAGGCAAAGUAUGGCUCCGUGCAGCAGCACCUUACGAAACCAAAUGGCUGUCUGGAGAAGAUUGCUGCGUGCAGAGCUGCGGCACCUGCCCAGGCAGACGACUUCGGGCAGGAUGCAACUGCGAAUGCGAUAUGCCACGAGGCAAACUCGUACUGUGGGAAACAUAUCGCCAAUAUGCUAUCCACCAGUGGGACAAGCGCGUUCGACAUUGGAUACCCAGAUAAUGUUCUUCACGACCCAUUGAUGGAUACCUAUUUUGGUUAUCUGAAUCAACGUCAUAUCCAGGAAGCUUUGGGCGUUCCGCUCAAUUUCAGCGCCAAUUCGCCAGUUGUCGCGAAAGCCUUCGCGCUGAGUGGCGACAAUGUAAAAGGCGGGAGCCUGGAAGCGAUAGGAAGUAUCCUUGACAGCGGGAUCAGUGUGACGCUAGUAUAUGGCGAUCGUGAUUUUGCUUGCAACUGGCUCGGCGGCAAAGCUCUUUCACAGGCAAUACACUGGUCCAAGGCACACAUUUUUCAAAAGGCAGGUAUCCAAGACGUCGUCAUCCCAUUGUACCCCAAAGCGGCGCAGGUACAGCAAGGAGGAGGCUUAUCCUUCAUUCGUGUCUAUAGUGCCGGUCACAGUGUCGGCAUGCAGCAGCCACAAAUCGCACAAACAAUUUAUAAUCGUGCCAUCAUGGGUCUUGAUAUCGCCACUGGAAGCAUCUUGGCUGAGACAAGCUCUGCCACAUCCUAUGAAUACCCGUCGUGGGAGUGGGAAGACGAGCUACCACCAGUUGCCGAAAACAACCCAUGUUAUACUCUGAACUUGGGACUUUGCAGCGAAAGCCAGCGACAAAUUUUCCUUGAUGGAUCAGGCACGGUUCAAGAUUUCUUUCUCGUUGCUGAUGGGAGGGGGGGAGUGUAUUCCCAAUCCGGUGCGGCCGUGUGUAGGGAACAAGGAGUCGUCAACUUGGGAUUUAAGGGUCCAGGUCGAGAGGCCCAAAGAGUUAUCCAGUGGUGGCCUCAUAAUCUUGAUAUCAGCAACAGCUUUGGGAUACGUGGCCUGUGUCGGAAUUGUGGGCGUGUUGUGGGCGAGAAGUCGUGA
Messenger RNA from Penicillium robsamsonii, 1965 nucleotides. Its product is annotated as Peptidase S10 serine carboxypeptidase. The coding region runs from base 1 to 1965 and encodes 654 amino acids. The record is from RefSeq and is a predicted model, not a curated record. The transcript is spliced from 2 exons. Gene Ontology annotation, cellular component: fungal-type vacuole. Gene Ontology annotation, biological process: proteolysis. Gene Ontology annotation, molecular function: serine-type carboxypeptidase activity. Lineage: Eukaryota; Fungi; Ascomycota; Eurotiomycetes; Eurotiales; Aspergillaceae.